UGCAGGAGUGGACGAGAAGGCAAAGGAAGAGGAGGUGAUGGCGACAGACCUGGGGAGGGGGAGACGCUCCGUCUGGCUGAGACGCCAUCUGGGCUGGGGUCACCCUUUCAGGACUUGGCAAAACAAGCAAAAGAAAGAUCGAACAAAAAAGAGGAAACCAAGAAAGAUAACUUUACAAACCCUGAAUGUGGCAAAAUAAGAACAAUGGAUCUCAAGUUCAACAACACCAGGAAACAUAUCUCGAUCACCGUGCCAUCCAAAACCCAAGCAAUGUCACCACACAUCAAGUCAGUUGAUGACAUCAUAGUACUUGGCAUCAAUCUCAGCAAAUUUAACAAACUAACUCAGUUUUUCAUAUGUGUUGCUGGAGUUUUUGUAUUUUACCUAAUUUAUGGAUAUUUACAGGAAUUAAUAUUUUCAGUGGAGGGUUUUAAGCCCUAUGGCUGGUACCUUACUUUAGUGCAGUUUGCAUUUUACUCCAUAUUUGGCCUAAUAGAACUUCAGCUUAUUCAGGACAAAAGGCGAAGAAUACCAGGAAAAACCUACAUGAUAAUAGCUUUUCUAACUGUGGGUACUAUGGGGUUAUCAAACACUUCCUUGGGCUACCUGAAUUAUCCUACCCAAGUCAUCUUCAAGUGCUGCAAAUUGAUUCCUGUUAUGCUAGGAGGAGUUUUUAUUCAAGGGAAGCGUUACAAUGUUGCAGAUGUGUCUGCUGCGGUCUGUAUGAGCCUUGGCCUGAUCUGGUUUACCCUAGCUGACAGCACAAUUGCUCCAAACUUCAACCUGACAGGUGUGAUGCUUAUUUCCCUGGCACUAUGUGCAGAUGCGGUCAUUGGAAACGUUCAAGAGAAAGCUAUGAAACUCCAUAAUGCUUCCAAUUCUGAAAUGGUUUUAUAUUCAUAUUCAAUCGGUUUUGUGUACAUUUUAUUGGGAUUGACAUGCACUAGUGGAUUGGGCCCUGCAGUAACAUUUUGUUCAAAGAACCCAAUUCAGACCUACGGUUAUGCUUUCCUGUUUUCCCUCACUGGUUACUUUGGAAUCUCCUUUGUUCUGGCUUUGAUUAAAAUUUUUGGUGCACUUCUUGCUGUAACAGUGACAACAGGAAGAAAAGCAAUGACCAUAGUACUUUCAUUUAUAUUCUUUGCUAAACCAUUCACAUUUCAGUAUGUAUGGUCUGGAUUGUUAGUUGUCCUUGGUAUAUUUCUCAAUGUUUACAGCAAAAACAUGGAUAAAAUAAGACUACCAUCACUAUAUCAUCUGAUAAACAGAUCACUGGAAGUGAGGAGGUCAAGGACGUUGGCACAAACUGUAUAGGAAUGGACUCGUCCUCUUUAAAAUAGUACUUUAAGGGAACAAUCAUUAAUGAACUUCCAAAAGUACUGUAAUAAAAGCCAAAGGAUCAGAAGGCAUGGUGUCCAUUUGUGAAUGGAUUACAUAAACCGUAGUUUUGUAGCAUCCACCUUUCUUCAGAACACUUAUUGGACUGACUCCUGAAGCAGUCAAGAGCCACACCUAGCAUCCCGUACAAUAAAAUGUCAAUAUGAAGGACUUUACUUUUCUUGACAGCAUCACUGGAAAUGGACCAUGUUGCAAGACUAAUUGAAUAUCAUAUGACAUAUCAAAUACAUUGAUGUGUAAUAGCACAUUGUUUGUCUUCAUUCCAUUUUGGUGGUGUUAUUUAAAUUGAUUCUCUGUUAUAAGAGUAAGCUGAUUAUUUAAAGCCUUAGAGAAUAGCAUUCAUUAUAAAUAAAAUUAUCCUGUGAUUUUU
Molecule: messenger RNA, 1768 nt
Organism: Castor canadensis (American beaver)
Lineage: Eukaryota; Metazoa; Chordata; Mammalia; Rodentia; Castoridae
Gene: Slc35b3
Product: solute carrier family 35 member B3
Biological process (GO): 3'-phosphoadenosine 5'-phosphosulfate transport; transmembrane transport
Cellular component (GO): Golgi membrane; endoplasmic reticulum membrane
Molecular function (GO): 3'-phosphoadenosine 5'-phosphosulfate transmembrane transporter activity
Source: RefSeq, a predicted model, not a curated record